Molecule: messenger RNA, 701 nt
Organism: Etheostoma spectabile (orangethroat darter)
Lineage: Eukaryota; Metazoa; Chordata; Actinopteri; Perciformes; Percidae
Product: guanine nucleotide-binding protein G(I)/G(S)/G(O) subunit gamma-5
Exons: 3
Coding region: 155-361 (68 amino acids)
Biological process (GO): G protein-coupled receptor signaling pathway
Cellular component (GO): heterotrimeric G-protein complex
Molecular function (GO): G-protein beta-subunit binding
Source: RefSeq, a predicted model, not a curated record
UUUUGAGUUUGAGAACAUCCCAUGAAGGCGGCAGCGGCUGACCCUUCUUUAAAAAAAACGGAAACUCGGUGACGAGGAAGAAAGCUAGCGAUUGUUUUUGGUAGAAGUUUUACAUUCCUCGUUUUUAAGACUACGGUGUCUCAACACCUCAACAAUGUCGGGAUCAUCCAGCAUUAUGGCAAUAAAGAAAAUUGUACAACAGCUACGCUUUGAAGCUGGCGUGAACAGGGUUAAGGUGUCCCAGGCCGCAGCGGACCUGCAGCAGUUUUGCCUUCAGAACGCCCAGCAGGACCCUCUGCUCACCGGCAUGUCGUCCAGCAACAACCCGUUUAGACCGCAGAAAGUCUGCUCCUUCCUAUAGCACCGACCCGCUGCCUCUGAGUAAUUACCGUUACCAAUAAGGUUUUGGACAUUGUGAUGCCUUGUUGGAACACGGCUGCAGAACCUGCGUUCUGGACUGGAGUCAUCUCGGGCGCAUUCAGGAAUUUGGGGAUAAACAACAGUUUUUAUGUUUUUUUUAAACUUUUGCCAUUGUAAUAUCUCAAAUGGAAACAUUUCCAGGUGCUUAUGUAGCUUGAUACAUAAGUAUUAUCCUACUUGCUUAGAAGUAAUUAACCUAUAUCAACACACCUGUUGGCCUUUUGAAAUGUAUUGUACAUUUUUCAUUCCUGAUUUUGAAAAAGAAUGGUAUUUACACAUUU